AUGUAUGAAAAUGAUGUUAUCUAAGUUACAUCAUCAUAUGAUCUUACUAAUAUAUUUUGGGAUGUUAAAACAGAAUAACAAAAUUAGGAUAUAAAUUAUAGAGAUAAUUAAUAGUGAACAGAAUUGAUAAAUCUAAAGAAAAAUAAUAUUAGGCUGCAGUUAUCAAUUUUUUGACUCUUAUUAUAAUUAGAUCUCUUAAACCAAGGAAGUUGUCUAUAUUUAAGAUAGAUAUAAUAAUAAUAUUAUAGAAUCGGAUUUUUAAAAGAUAGUAAUUUCUUUUUAUACUUUUUUUGAAGAUUGAAUUAUAAGAAUACAUGAUUUAAGAUAAGUAUUAGAUUUCAAUAAUUAUGUAGUAGAUUUAUCAAGAGAAUAUUAGGAUAAAAAGCCAAUAAAUACAACUUUUUUGGAUAUAAAUGAGACUGAAUUAAUUAUUAGAGGUUAAAUUAGAAAUGUGGAAAUACAUAAUUUUUAGUAAAACAAAGUGAUAUUGAAAUUAUCUCCUUGUCCUAAAAUAGGUUUUAGAUUUAUUUCUAUUUCCUAAAAUACUAAUCAGAUUAUUGCUGCUGAUUUACGAAGGCAAUGUCGUACUUAUAUGGUGAAUAACAUGGACCUAACAGAAUAAAAUUUAGUGUAUAAAUUCGAAGCACAUCAACUAAUUUUAGCGUAGAUAAACACUUAUUUUAACUUUGAAUAAGAAAAAUUUAGGGAAUGCAAAUAAUCCAAAUAGGAAUUGUUUUCAACUCUAUAUGGUAUUGAAUAUUGAGAGAUUAUUUAAAAGGACAUUGGAAGUAGGUGAGGGAUUGUGUGUGACUCAGAAUAUAUUAUUACAGCUAUAUCAGAUUUAUUUACAAAAAUAUGGUAAAAUGAUAGUGCUGCUUUACUAAGAAUUUUAAAGGGACAUAAAUAGGGUGUUACUAGUUUUUCAAUUAAUGAUAUAGCAAUUGACUGA
Messenger RNA from Paramecium pentaurelia, 949 nucleotides. Lineage: Eukaryota; Ciliophora; Oligohymenophorea; Peniculida; Parameciidae. The record is from the annotation of a GenBank genome assembly.